GGUGCGCCGGGCCGCUAGGCGGGCGCCGGGCGCGGGUCCCGCGGGGCUGGGCGCCUAGGCCUGUCUCCGGUCAAGCAGCGGCGAGAGAGCGGGCACCCGGGCGGCGGCGUCCUGGAGACCCCGGAGAGAUGGAAACGGCGGCGCCGGCGGCGGCCGAAGCGGCGGGGCGCGAGGAACUAGAUAUGGAUGUGAUGAGACCUUUGAUAAAUGAGCAGAAUUCUGAUGGGACAUCAGAUGAGGAGCAUGAGCAAGAACUCCUGCCUGUUCAGAAGCAUUACCAGCUUGAUGGUCAAGAGGGCAUUUCAUUUUUACAAACUCUUAUGCAUCUUCUUAAAGGAAAUAUUGGAACUGGCCUUUUAGGACUUCCAUUGGCAAUAAAAAAUGCAGGCGUAGUGCUUGGACCAAUCAGCCUUGUGUUUAUAGGAAUUAUUUCUGUUCACUGUAUGCAUAUAUUGGUACGUUGCAGUCACUUUCUAUGUCAGAGGUUUAAAAAGUCAACAUUAGGUUAUAGUGACACUGUGAGUUUUGCUAUGGAAGUGAGUCCUUGGAGUUGUGUUCAGAAGCAAGCAGCAUGGGGACGGAGUAUGGUUGAUUUUUUUUUGGUGAUAACACAACUGGGAUUCUGCAGUGUUUAUAUUGUCUUUUUAGCUGAAAAUGUGAAACAAGUGCAUGAAGGAUUCUUGGAGAGUAAAAUAUUUGUUUCGAAUAGUACCAAUUUGUCAAACCCGUGUGAGAGAAGAAGUAUUGACCUAAGGAUAUACAUGCUUUGCUUUCUUCCAUUUAUAAUUCUUUUGGUCUUCAUUCGUGAGCUAAAGAAUCUAUUUGUACUUUCAUUCCUUGCCAACAUUUCCAUGGCUGUCAGUCUUGUGAUAAUUUACCAGUAUGUUGUUAGGAACAUGCCAGAUCCCCACAACCUUCCCAUAGUGGCUGGUUGGAAAAAAUAUCCACUUUUUUUUGGUACUGCUGUAUUUGCUUUUGAAGGCAUAGGAGUGGUCCUUCCACUGGAAAACCAAAUGAAAGACUCAAAACGCUUCCCUCAAGCCCUGAAUAUUGGCAUGGGAAUUGUUACAACUUUGUAUGUGACAUUGGCUACUUUAGGAUAUAUGUGCUUUCGUGACGAAAUCAAAGGCAGCAUAACUUUAAAUCUUCCCCAGGAUGUAUGGUUAUAUCAGUCAGUGAAAAUUCUGUAUUCCUUUGGCAUCUUUGUGACAUAUUCAAUUCAGUUCUAUGUUGCAGCAGAAAUCAUUAUCCCUGGAGUCACAUCCAAAUUUCAUGCUAAAUGGAAGCAAAUUUGUGAAUUUGGGAUAAGAUCCUUCUUGGUUAGUAUUACUUGUGCUGGAGCAAUUCUUAUUCCUCGUUUAGACAUCGUAAUUUCCUUUGUUGGAGCCGUGAGCAGCAGUACAUUGGCCCUGAUUCUCCCACCUUUGGUUGAAAUUCUUACAUUUUCUAAGGAACAUUACAAUAUAUGGAUGAUCCUGAAAAAUAUUUCUAUAGCAUUCACUGGAGUUGUUGGCUUCUUAUUAGGUACAUAUGUAACUGUUGAAGAAAUUAUUUAUCCUACUCCCAGUGUUGUAGCUGGUACACCACAAAGUCCUUCUCUGAAUUUGAAUUCAACAUGCUUAGCAUCUGGUUUGAAAUAGUAGAAAAAGAGUUAUGAGUCUUCUACUUUUGUCUCAGUUUUGAAAGUAAUUAAAAUAAAAAAGUAAAAUACACGUUACCAUAUACUUAAAAAUAGCCCAGUACCCCCCAUUUUUGGCACAGUGUUAAUUGGCAGAAAACUAUAAUACUUUACAGUAGUGGUGAACUAUGACAUGUUUUAAAUAAUAUUAAUAAUGUUUAAAAUACUUUGGAAAAUUGAAAAAAUUAAAAUAUAAAAAAGUAAAAAUAUUUCUAUCAUUUGUCAUUUCAGUAAGAAACAUUUUAAUAAAGAUCUCUGUCUCUUAACCCAUGCUACCUUUUUUGCCACCAAGUUGAGGAGAUAUAGGACUUCAAGAGUUUGAGAAUUAAAUCAGGACAUAUAUAACAAAUGUCUCUCUCCAUACCAUCCCAGUGAAUGUCAGAGUAAGCUUUAUGUAUAAUGUAAGAAAAUCUGGGUUGUCUUAUUAAGUGUUUAGCCAGUACUUACAAUCAGCCCUCCAGUGGAAAAUUCACACUUAAUAUGAUGUAAGUAUCAGAAAGUCCCCCAAACAGAAUUAUUUUUAACACCAUACUGUAUGGCAAGUGAUUUUCAUACCAGUUAGGAGGCACUUAGCAAGAUUCUGAUUUAGUGUUUCAGUCAGGUUUGGAAGGGACUUUAAAGGUUAUCCAGUACAAUUCCUUUAUUUUUCAUCAUAGUAAAUGAAGUCCCAGAAAGGUUCAGCAAGUUGGUCAAGGCCACUCAGGCUUGAGAACAAGAGAACCUGAUCUCUUGACUACCAGACCAGGGUUUUUGUUUUUCAUGUCACAUCCAAGAAGAAUAAAUUAUGUUCAGCUUAAUUUUAUUGUUGAGUCUAUUUAAUUAUAUUUUCAUACUUUGAAAGUGGGUGUAUAAUCUUUGAAUAGUAUAGAUCACCUGAGCAGAAAACCGGAAACUAAGAACCUUGCACUGUGGCUUCAUCCACCUCAGCAAGGGAAAGAAGCAGUUUUUUUUUAUACAGAAUUGAGACCAUUGCUCCUACGAUGUGGUGGGCUAGAAUGUGCCAUACUGCAAUUUUUGUGGCUUGAGCUCUCCUUAUCUUCCUUCUCUUCCCACAGUUUCAUUGGCACCAUCUUCCUUAAUGGCAGAAAUAGAUAUUUGACAGAAUACAGGACUUGUGAACUCUUUCAGCCCGUGACUUUCCUUCUUACAGUCUUUAAUCUCAAUGGGCAGAAUAAAAAACAAAAAAAUACAAUGCAUGCAUAGGAGAAAUUCAAACAAUAACUGAAUAUUGAGAUACUCCAGGUAUCUUCCAGAGGAAUACCUUCUAUCCUUCCAUAUUCUUCAAGCACACUUAAUAACUGAAAUAAAGAAUCUCAUUUGAUAGGGAAGAUGAAAAUUAUUAAGUUUAAAACAUAAGGAAAAUAAUUUCUUCUGACUUAAAAAAAUUCAAACUUUAAAACAUGAACAUUUUAAUUGGCCUGGUGGUAGUCUAAUGGGUAAUGCUGCAAGAUGCCAUUAAACUCACUGUAGAGACUAUAUUCUCUAUUUUUGUAUGUAAAUGUUUACUUAGGUAUUUUUUGCUUAUAUCAUCCACAUCAUCAAAUAUGAUCCUAAAGAUAUAUCAGAAGCUUUAUUUUGCUACAGAUUCAUAAGAAUCAAAACUUUUAAAAAACAUUGCCAAUAAUAGUUUUUAUAAUACUUUUAUAUUAAAUCUGUUACAUUGAGUCUUUAAUCAUACUAAGAGAAUAUGGAAGAAGUUAUAGCAAAAGUAAUCUUCAUUGAAACUAAUGUUAUAUAAUCUUGAAUCUAAGAAUAAAUUAGAUGUUUAAAAACUUUAUAAGUUGGUGUAAAAUGAUUCAAAAACCAUUAUUUAAUGGAAAGUAGCAUUAAUUUUUUUUGUCACUAAUUUUUGUCAUGUAAUAUUUCUAGUCUGUGCAGUUUUAUUUUUAUACUUUUACCUAUUUAUUUCCUUGUGGAAUUAAUCAAAAGUAAUGAAAUUUUUAACAGUUUAUAAUAAAAAUAACUUUUACAUUUAGCAUUAACACAUCUUGAGCAUAUUAUCAACCAGGCUUUCACAUGCAGUGAUAGUGCUGACUCAACAUCUAGUUUGAAAGUCACUAAAUUAUCAGCACGCUACAAGAAAAAGUUGAAAUUCAGAAAGGAAGAAGGGCUAAAAAGGGAGAAAGUAGUUUUAAUUCUUAACAAGAUACACUAUUUAAAUGCAAUGUUUCAGUGCAUUGUUAUUUAAGGAUAUUUGAUAAUAUACCGUGUACUAUCCCAUAAUCAUUACAGAUUUUUUUUAAAAAGUGGGGUACAACCAUGAUGUGAAGUUUUUUUAAAAAAAGUAUUGUGCUGGUAUUACUUAAAAAUCAUUUAUUACUAAGCUGUCUUUAGUGGAAGAUCAGGAUGGAUAGAACGCUCAUGAAUAUGCAUUAGUGCAGUGGCAGUGAUUCUGCAGUGAAAUACGCAUUUAUCAUUGGUAAUAUUUUCUCUGAAAUUUAAUUUAAAUAAGUCAUAACAUUUUCUAAAGAUUUUUGGAGAAUAUAUUUUGAUUGUAUCAACUGUUGUUUUUACUUUGGGAGCCUGGAGAAAUGAGAGUGAUUGUACCUGUUGAAUUUUGUGUCUGCUGUUUUUUGGUCCUUCACAAUAUGGCAGACAUGACAGCUUCUGUCUACUACACAGAAAACUUUUCUCUGAAAGUUGUUAGUUGACCGAGUCUCAUCUCUACUGCUUGGGUGGGGGAGGGGAGAAAAGCUUUAUUUACCUCUGUUGAGUUCUGAUCUUACCCAGUUAUCUCUGCUCUCUUACACCCAGAGUUUCAUCAAGAUCAGAGUCAACUGGUUAAAACACUGCUUCCCAGAUAUUUUGUUUUAAAUCAGGGGACCUUUUUCCCUCAUGGCCAGAUUUCUUCACAAUUAAAUACGAGUUGUUGGGUAAAGAUUAGUUUAGAUGGUGUUACCAAAUGAAAAUAAGUACUGUAUUAGCAAAUGCCACAUUACGUUUUAAUUCUGUCCUCAGUUCUUCCUUUAUUAAAAUGAUCUCUGUCUCUUGCUUAGACAGUGCACUUAAAGUUUUACAAGAAGAUUAGAUACUGCAUAUGUUACAAAUUUUCUAACAGGAUUUGAUUUUCCUCAAUAUUUGCUUAACAUUUACAUAGAAACUCUUUAACUUUAAAGUACUAUAAAAUAUUAACUUUCUAUAUUAGUGCCAUCUCUAGUGGUGGAAAAACACAAAUCUUGCUAUAGCUUACCUGUCAUAUCUUUGACCACCGAUGUCAGUGCAGCAGCUGAAUAAUGCAUUUGCUGAUAGUAUGUAUCCAAAUUCUAUUUCUUUAUCUUUCAUUUUUCAUUUAAAAGGGAGAAGAUACAGAAUAGAGCUAAUGUAAAUAGAAAAUAAAAUUAUUUAAAUAAUACUAGUAUUUCAGUGAAUAUUUUAUCUGUUGAGGAAUAAAAUAAUUGCUAAAAAUAUACACUGAUAAUAUAAAAUGAUGUUUUUUAAAAAAUGGGUUUAUUUUGUUCUUUUUGGCUCCCCCUUUAUAUUAUAAUUUGAGAAAGUGAUCUAAAAGAUAUAAGAUACUUCUAACAUUAAAUGACAGACUGUAAUAGUUAAUGCUUUAUAGAAUUAUGGUUAGUCAAAUAUAAACCACUAGCACUUACUAGGUCACAUAUCCUUCUGAAACUAGUUGAUUUUGACCUAGGAGAUGAGAAGAUAUGCUUAAGAAAGGACUAGACAUGGUAUUUGUUGUCCCUCAAAAGUGACUGAUGACUGAUGGCUCUGAUUCUUCAAAUUUAUGUUAAAAUAGGCUAAUUAUUCCUGCUGGCAUGUGUGUAACCACAUGUAUAUACACACACAACAGUAGUUCAUGUGAACUAGAUACAAAUAUAAUUUACCAUUUAAAUUGGAUCCAGAAAGAUGAUGUAUUGGAAGGAUCACUCUAAAAAAAUACUGCAUUUGAGUUUUCUAGAUAACAACUAGGAAAAUAUGUGCUUUUGACUUAAACAAAUCAAGCUGUGGAUUUUUUUUUUUUCAAAAGGAUUUUGUUAGUUUGAGAACUAAAUGUUGUGCUCGAGUCAAUUGUUUUAUUUUUCUUUGUAAAAUAAUAUGAGAAAGUCUGUCUUAGUACUGUAAUGCUUCUGAAUUUUCAAUAAAACAUAAUUAUUUUGCUUGCA
This is a messenger RNA of Sciurus carolinensis (gray squirrel), 5787 nucleotides long. RefSeq names its product solute carrier family 36 member 4 (gene Slc36a4). Gene Ontology annotation, biological process: amino acid transmembrane transport; L-alanine transport. The coding region runs from base 129 to 1640 and encodes 503 amino acids. The record is from RefSeq and is a predicted model, not a curated record. Gene Ontology annotation, cellular component: vacuolar membrane. Gene Ontology annotation, molecular function: L-proline transmembrane transporter activity; L-alanine transmembrane transporter activity. The transcript has 11 exons. NCBI's taxonomy places the organism in Eukaryota, Metazoa, Chordata, Mammalia, Rodentia, Sciuridae.